Messenger RNA from Chanos chanos (milkfish), 9129 nucleotides. RefSeq lists its product as uncharacterized. Lineage: Eukaryota; Metazoa; Chordata; Actinopteri; Gonorynchiformes; Chanidae. Gene Ontology annotation, biological process: carbohydrate metabolic process. The coding region runs from base 1 to 9129 and encodes 3042 amino acids. Gene Ontology annotation, cellular component: extracellular region. Gene Ontology annotation, molecular function: chitin binding. The record is from RefSeq and is a predicted model, not a curated record. The transcript has 23 exons.
AUGGCAAAACUUACACUAUUGGCAUGUUUGGGAGUUCUGUUUACGUUUCAGAUGGUGGCCUCCACCAAGCUGGUGUGUUACAUGACAAACUGGUCGCAGUACAGGCCAGGGGCUGGAAAGUUCACUCCUGAGAAUGUGGACCCAUUCCUCUGCACACAUGUCAUCUAUGCUCUUGCUACUAUCAAAGACAACAAGCUCACACCCAUGCAGUGGAGUGAUGAGGCUAUGUACAAGAGACUGAAUGACUUAAAAAAUGUCAAUCCCCUGCUGAAAACUUUGCUGUCAGUUGGAGGUGUGUUUAAUGGUUUCAGUCCAUUUAUUGGCAUGGUCUCUACACCAGAAAAUCGCCAGACAUUCAUCCGAUCAGCUCUCCCAUUCUUACGUACACAUGGCUUUGACGGAAUCGAUCUGGCUUGGGAGUUCCCAGGGCAGAGUGGUAGCCCAGCAGAUGACAAGCAGAAGUUCACUGCACUGGUCAAUGAACUGAAAGAAGCCAUUGAGCAGGAGGCCAGAGACAACCGGAAAACUCCACUGCUUUUUUCUGCCAAAGUGAGCUCUCUAAGGACCAUAAUUGAUAAUGCCUAUGAAGUUCCUGAAAUUGCAAGACAGUUGGACUUCAUGAACCUCAUGACUUAUGACUACCAUGGCUCCUGGGAUGAUGCAACAGGAGAGAACAGCCCACUCUUCAAGAGUUCAUUUGAUAGGGGAGCAAACACCUACCGCAACAUUAAUGCCACAGUGAGAUAUUGGGUUCAGAAGGGAGCUCCAGCAGAAAAACUUCUCCUGGGUUUCCCCACAUAUGGGCAAACAUUCCACCUUACAACUCUUGCGUCAGGUCUUUAUGCUCCAUCCAGAGGCCCAGCUCCUGCUGGACCUUACACCCGUGAUGCUGGCUACUGGUCCUACUAUGAGAUCUGCUCCUUCCUAUCAGGUGCAGGCAGGGCAUGGGUUGAGCAGCAAAAGGUACCAUAUGCUGUCAAGGGGAAGUCCUGGGUGGGCUAUGACAAUAAGAGGAGCUUUGGUGAUAAGGCUUCAUGGCUCAGAUCAAUGAACUUGGGAGGAGCAUCAGUCUGGACAUUGGAUUUGGAUGAUUUUAGCGGGUCUUUUUGUGCAGAUGGCCGCUACCCACUUGUUAAUCACUUGCGUAGUUCAUUGAGUAACACAACACCAGAAGUUCCGGACAAAGGACCAGCUCCUGACACAGCACCAAACCACAUUGCUUCAUUCUGCUCUCGUAGAAGUAAUGGAACGUACCCUAACCCCAUGGACAGGGCUACUUUCUACCAGUGUUCCAAUGGUUACACUUACAUUCAACGCUGUCAACCUGGUCUGGUCUAUGACACCUCAUGUAAGUGCUGCAACUGGCCAGAAGUUCCAAGCACAGAACCAGAAGUUCCAAGCACAAUAUCAGAAGUCCCAGAUAAAGGACCAGCUCCUCACACGCCACCAAACCACAUUGCUUCAUUCUGCUCUCGUAGAAGUAAUGGAACGUACCCUAACCCCAUGGACAGGGCUACUUUCUACCAGUGUUCCAAUGGUUACACCUACAUUCAACGCUGUCAACCUGGUCUGGUCUAUGACACCUCAUGUAAGUGCUGCAACUGGCCAGAAGUUCCAAGCAAAAAACCAGAAGUUCCAAACACAAUACCAGAAGUCCCAGACAAAGGACCAGCUCCUGACACACCACCAAACCACAUUGCUUCAUUCUGCUCUCAUAGAAAUAACGGAACAUACCCUAACCCCAUGGACAGGACUACUUUCUACCAGUGUUCCAAUGGUUACACCUACAUUCAACGCUGUCAACCUGGUCUGGUCUAUGACACCUCAUGUAAGUGCUGCAACUGGCCAGAAGUUCCAAGCACAACACCAGAAGUUUCAGACAAAGGACCAGCUCCUCACACGCCACCAAACCACAUUGCUUCAUUCUGCUCUCGUAGAAGUAAUGGAACGUACCCUAACCCCAUGGACAGGACUACUUUCUACCAGUGUUCCAAUGGUUACACCUACAUUCAACGCUGUCAACCUGGUCUGGUCUAUGACACCUCAUGUAAGUGCUGCAAUUGGCCAGAAGUUCCAAGCACAAUACCAGAAGUCCCAGACAAAGGAUCAGCUCCUGACUUGACACCAAACCACAUUGCUUCAUUCUGCUCUCGUAGAAGUAAUGGAACGUACCCUAACCCCAUGGACAGGACUACUUUCUACCAGUGUUCCAAUGGUUACACCUACAUUCAACGCUGUCAACCUGGUCUGGUCUAUGACACCUCAUGUAAGUGCUGCAAUUGGCCAGAAGUUCCAAGCACAAUACCAGAAGUCCCAGACAAAGGAUCAGCUCCUGACAUGACACCAAACCACAUUGCUUCAUUCUGCUCUCGUAGAAGUAAUGGAACGUACCCUAACCCCAUGGACAGGACUACUUUCUACCAGUGUUCCAAUGGUUACACCUACAUUCAACGCUGUCAACCUGGUCUGGUCUAUGACACCUCAUGUAAGUGCUGCAAUUGGCCAGAAGUUCCAAGCACAAUACCAGAAGUUCCAAGCACAAUACCAGAAGUCCCAGAUAAAGGACCAGCUCCUCACACGCCACCAAACCACAUUGCUUCAUUCUGCUCUCGUAGAAGUAAUGGAACGUACCCUAACCCCAUGGACAGGACUACUUUCUACCAGUGUUCCAAUGGUUACACUUACAUUCAACGCUGUCAACCUGGUCUGAUCUAUGACACCUCAUGUAAGUGCUGCAACUGGCCAGAAGUUCCAAGCACAACACCAGAAGUUUCAGACAAAGGACCAGCUCCUCACACGCCACCAAACCACAUUGCUUCAUUCUGCUCUCGUAGAAGUAACGGAACGUACCCUAACCCCAUGGACAGGGCUACUUUCUACCAGUGUUCCAAUGGUUACACUUACAUUCAACGCUGUCAACCUGGUCUGGUCUAUGACACCUCAUGUAAGUGCUGCAACUGGCCAGAAGUUCCAAGCACAGAACCAGAAGUUCCAAGCACAAUACCAGAAGUCCCAGAUGAAGGACCAGCUCCUCACAUGCCACCAAACCACAUUGCUUCAUUCUGCACUCGUAGAAGUAAUGGAACGUACCCUAACCCCAUGGACAGGGCUACUUUCUACCAGUGUUCCAAUGGUUACACCUACAUUCAACGCUGUCAACCUGGUCUGGUCUAUGACACCUCAUGUAAGUGCUGCAAUUGGCCAGAAGUUCCAAGCACAAUACCAGAAGUUCCAAGCACAAUACCAGAAGUCCCAGACAAAGGAUCAGCUCCUGACAUGACACCAAACCACAUUGCUUCAUUCUGCUCUCGUAGAAGUAACGGAACGUACCCUAACCCCAUGGACAGGGCUACUUUCUACCAGUGUUCCAAUGGUUACACCUACAUUCAACGCUGUCAACCUGGUCUGGUCUAUGACACCUCAUGUAAGUGCUGCAAUUGGCCAGAAGUUCCAAGCACAAUACCAGAAGUUCCAAGCACAAUACCAGAAAUCCCAGACAAAGGAUCAGCUCCUGACAUGACACCAAACCACAUUGCUUCAUUCUGCUCUCGUAGAAGUAACGGAACAUACCCUAACCCCAUGGACAGGGCUACUUUCUACCAGUGUUCCAAUGGUUACACUUACAUUCAACGCUGUCAACCUGGUCUGGUCUAUGACACCUCAUGUAAGUGCUGCAACUGGCCAGAAGUUCCAAGCACAGAACCAGAAGUUCCAAGCACAAUACCAGAAGUCCCAGAUAAAGGACCAGCUCCUCACACGCCACCAAGCCACAUUGCUUCAUUCUGCUCUCGUAGAAGUAAUGGAACGUACCCUAACCCCAUGGACAGGACUACUUUCUACCAGUGUUCCAAUGGUUACACCUACAUUCAACGCUGUCAACCUGGUCUGGUCUAUGACACUUCAUGUAAGUGCUGCAAUUGGCCAGAAGUUCCAAGCACAAUACCAGAAGUUCCAAGCACAAUACCAGAAGUCCCAGACAAAGGACCAGCUCCUGACAUGCCACCAAACCACAUUGCUUCAUUCUGCUCUCGUAGAAGUAACGGAACGUACCCUAACGCCAUGGACAGGACUACUUUCUACCAGUGUUCCAAUGGUUACACCUACAUUCAACGCUGUCAACCUGGUCUGGUCUAUGACACCUCAUGUAAGUGCUGCAAUUGGCCAGAAGUUCCAAGCACAAUACCAGAAGUUCCAAGCACAAUACCAGAAAUCCCAGACAAAGGAUCAGCUCCUGACAUGACACCAAACCACAUUGCUUCAUUCUGCUCUCGUAGAAGUAAUGGAACGUACCCUAACCCCAUGGACAGGACUACUUUCUACCAGUGUUCCAAUGGUUACACCUACAUUCAACGCUGUCAACCUGGUCUGGUCUAUGACACCUCAUGUAAGUGCUGCAAUUGGCCAGAAGUUCCAAGCACAAUACCAGAAGUUCCAAGCACAAUACCAGAAGUCCCAGACAAAGGAUCAGCUCCUGACAUGACACCAAACCACAUUGCUUCAUUCUGCUCUCGUAGAAGUAAUGGAACGUACCCUAACCCCAUGGACAGGGCUACUUUCUACCAGUGUUCCAAUGGUUACACUUACAUUGAACGCUGUCAACCUGGUCUGGUCUAUGACACCUCAUGUAAGUGCUGCAACUGGCCAGAAGUUCCAAGCACAACACCAGAAGUUUCAGACAAAGGACCAGCUCCUCACACGCCACCAAACCACAUUGCUUCAUUCUGCUCUCGUAGAAGUAACGGAACAUACCCUAACCCCAUGGACAGGGCUACUUUCUAUCAGUGUUCCAAUGGUUACACUUACAUUCAACGCUGUCAACCUGGUCUGGUCUAUGACACCUCAUGUAAGUGCUGCACCUGGCCAGAAGUUCCAAGCACAACACCAGAAGUUCCAGACAAAGGACCAGCUCCUCACACAGCACCAAACCACACUGCUUCAUUCUGCUCUCGUAGAAGUAACGGAACGUACCCUAACCCCAUGGACAGGACUACUUUCUACCAGUGUUCCAAUGGUUACACCUACAUUCAACGCUGUCAACCUGGUCUGGUCUAUGACACCUCAUGUAAGUGCUGCAACUGGCCAGAAGUUCCAAGCACAACACCAGAAGCUCCAGACAAAGGACCAGCUCCUGACACACCACCAAACCACAUUGCUUCAUUCUGCUCUCGUAGAAGUAACGGAACAUACCCUAACCCCAUGGACAGGGCUACUUUCUACCAGUGUUCCAAUGGUUACACCUACAUUCAACGCUGUCAACCUGGUCUGGUCUAUGACACCUCAUGUAAGUGCUGCAACUGGCCAGAAGUACCAAGCACAACACCAGAAGUUUCAGACAAAGGACCAGCUCCUCACACACCACCAAACCACAUUGCUUCAUUCUGCUCUCGUAGAAGUAAUGGAACGUACCCUAACCCCAUGGACAGGGCUACUUUCUACCAGUGUUCCAAUGGUUACACCUACAUUCAACGCUGUCAACCUGGUCUGGUCUAUGACACCUCAUGUAAGUGCUGCAACUGGCCAGAAGUUCCAAGCACAACACCAGAAGCUCCAGACAAAGGACCAGCUCCUGACACACCACCAAACCACAUUGCUUCAUUCUGCUCUCGUAGAAGUAACGGAACAUACCCUAACCCCAUGGACAGGGCUACUUUCUACCAGUGUUCUAAUGGUUACACCUACAUUCAACGCUGUCAACCUGGUCUGGUCUAUGACACCUCAUGUAAGUGCUGCAACUGGCCAGAAGUACCAAGCACAACACCAGAAGUUUCAGACAAAGGACCAGCUCCUCACACACCACCAAACCACAUUGCUUCAUUCUGCUCUCGUAGAAGUAAUGGAACGUACCCUAACCCCAUGGACAGGGCUACUUUCUACCAGUGUUCCAAUGGUUACACCUACAUUCAACGCUGUCAACCUGGUCUGGUCUAUGACACCUCAUGUAAGUGCUGCAACUGGCCAGAAGUUCCAAGCACAACACCAGAAGUCCCAGACAAAGGACCAGCUCCUGACACACCACCAAACCACAUUGCUUCAUUCUGCUCUCGUAGAAGUAAUGGAACGUACCCUAACCCCAUGGACAGGGCUACUUUCUACCAGUGUUCCAAUGGUUACACCUACAUUCAACGCUGUCAACCUGGUCUGGUCUAUGACACCUCAUGUAAGUGCUGCAACUGGCCAGAAGUUCCAAGCACAAUACCAGAAGUUCCAAGCACAAUACCAGAAGUCCCAGACAAAGGACCAGCUCCUGACAUGCCACCAAACCACAUUGCUUCAUUCUGCUCUCGUAGAAGUAACGGAACGUACCCUAACCCCAUGGACAGGGCUACUUUCUACCAGUGUUCCAAUGGUUACACUUACAUUCAGCGCUGUCAACCUGGUCUGGUCUAUGACACCUCAUGUAAGUGCUGCAACUGGCCAGAAGUUCCAAGCACAAUACCAGAAGUUCCAUGCAAAAUACUAGAAGCCCCACACAAAAGACCAGCUCCUGACAUGCCACCAAACCACACUGCUUCAUUCUGCUCUCGUAAAAGUAAUGGAACGAUGGCAAAACUUACACUACUGGCAUGUUUGGGAGUUCUGUUUACGUUUCAGAUGGUGGCCUCCACCAAGCUGGUGUGUUACAUGACAAACUGGUCGCAGUACAGGCCAGGGGCUGGAAAGUUCACUCCUGAGAAUGUGGACCCAUUCCUCUGCACACAUGUCAUCUAUGCUCUUGCUACUAUCAAAGACAACAAGCUCACACCCAUGCAGUGGAGUGAUGAGGCUAUGUACAAGAGACUGAAUGACUUAAAAAAUGUCAAUCCCCUGCUGAAAACUUUGCUGUCAGUUGGAGGUGUGUUUAAUGGUUUCAGUCCAUUUAUUGGCAUGGUCUCUACACCAGAAAAUCGCCAGACAUUCAUCCGAUCAGCUCUCCCAUUCUUACGUACACAUGGCUUUGACGGAAUCGAUCUGGCUUGGGAGUUCCCAGGGCAGAGUGGUAGCCCAGCAGAUGACAAGCAGAAGUUCACUGCACUGGUCAAUGAACUGAAAGAAGCCAUUGAGCAGGAGGCCAGAGACAACCAGAAAACUCCACUGCUUUUUUCUGCCAAAGUGAGCUCUCUAAGGACCAUAAUUGAUAAUGCCUAUGAAGUUCCUGAAAUUGCAAGACAGUUGGACUUCAUGAACCUCAUGACUUAUGACUACCAUGGCUCCUGGGAUGAUGCAACAGGAGAGAACAGCCCACUCUUCAAGAGCUCAUUUGAUAAGGGAACAAACACCUACCGCAACAUUGAUGCCACAGUGAGAUAUUGGGUUCAGAAGGGAGCUCCAGCAGAAAAACUUCUCCUGGGUUUCCCCACAUAUGGGCGAACAUUCCACCUUACAACUCUUGCGUCAGGUCUUUAUGCUCCAUCCAAGGGCCCAGCUCCUGCUGGACCUUACACCCGUGAUGCUGGCUACUGGUCCUACUAUGAGAUCUGCUCCUUCCUAUCAGGUGCAGGCAGGGCAUGGGUUGAGCAGCAAAAGGUACCAUAUGCUGUCAAGGGGAAGUCCUGGGUGGGCUAUGACAAUAAGAGGAGCUUUGGUGAUAAGGCGUCAUGGCUCAGAUCAAUGAACUUGGGAGGAGCAUCAGUCUGGACCUUGGAUUUGGAUGAUUUCAGCGGGUCUUUUUGUGCAGAUGGCCGCUACCCACUUGUUAAUCACUUGCGUAGUUCACUGAAAUUCCCUCCCAAGCCAAUCACUCCAGAAGUGCCACACAGAACACCAGCUCCUAUCACAACACCGGAGCACAUUGCUUCAUUCUGCUCUCAUAGAAGUAAUGGACUGUAUGCUAACCCCAUGGACAAAGCUACUUUCUACCACUGUUACGAUGGUUACACCUACAUUCAACGUUGUCAACCUGGUCUGGUCUAUUACGAUUCUUGUAAGUGCUGCAACUGGCCAGAUGCUCCUCACAAAACACCAGAAGUUCCAAACACAAAACCAGAAGUGCCACACAGAACACCUGCUCCUAUCACAACACCAAAGCACAUUGCUUCAUACUGCUCUCAGAGAAGUAAUGGACUGUACGCUAACCCCAUGGACAAGGCUACUUUCUACCACUGUUACGAUGGUUACACCUACAUUCAACGUUGUCAACCUGGUCUGGUCUAUUACGAGUCUUGUAAGUGCUGCAACUGGCCAGACGCUCCUCACAAAACACCAGAAGUUCCAAACACAAAACCGGAAGUGCCACACAGAACACCAGCUCCUAUCACAACACCAAAGCACAUUGCUUCAUACUGCUCUCAGAGAAGUAAUGGACUGUACGCUAACUCCAUGGACAAGGCUACUUUCUACCUCUGUUACGAUGGUUACACCUACAUUCAACGUUGUCAACCUGGUCUGGUCUAUGACGAGUCUUGUAAGUGCUGCAACUGGCCAGACGCUCCUCACAAAACACCAGAAGUUCCAAACACAAAACCGGAAGUGCCACACAGAACACCAGCUCCUAUCACAACACCAAAGCACAUUGCUUCAUACUGCUCUCAGAGAAGUAAUGGACUGUACGCUAACUCCAUGGACAAGGCUACUUUCUACCUCUGUUACGAUGGUUACACCUACAUUCAACGUUGUCAACCUGGUCUGGUCUAUGACGAUUCUUGUAAGUGCUGCAACUGGCCAGACGCUCCUCACAAAACACCAGAAGUUCCAGACACAAAACCGGAAGUGCCACACAGAACACCUGCUCCUAUCACAACACCAAAGCACAUUGCUUCAUACUGCUCUCAGAGAAGUAAUGGACUGUACGCUAACUCCAUGGACAAGGCUACUUUCUACCUCUGUUACGAUGGUUACACCUACAUUCAACGUUGUCAACCUGGUCUGGUCUAUGACGAGUCUUGUAAGUGCUGCAACUGGCCAGAUGCUCCUCACAAAACACCAGAAGUUCCAGACACAAAACCAGAAGUGCCACACAGAACACCAGCUCCUAUCACAACACCAAAGCACAUUGCUUCAUACUGCUCUCAGAGAAGUAAUGGACUGUACACUAACCCCAUGGACAAGGCUACUUUCUACCUCUGUUACGAUGGUUACACCUACAUUCAACGUUGUCAACCUGGUCUGGUUUAUGACGAUUCUUGGGGUCAAACAGACAUCACAGUCAACUAA